Molecule: messenger RNA, 2080 nt
Organism: Protopterus annectens (West African lungfish)
Lineage: Eukaryota; Metazoa; Chordata; Ceratodontiformes; Protopteridae
Gene: UPF3A
Product: UPF3A regulator of nonsense mediated mRNA decay
Exons: 10
Coding region: 393-1784 (463 amino acids)
Biological process (GO): nuclear-transcribed mRNA catabolic process, nonsense-mediated decay; positive regulation of translation
Cellular component (GO): cytoplasm; nucleolus
Molecular function (GO): telomeric repeat DNA binding
Source: RefSeq, a predicted model, not a curated record
AUUUGUAUACCAUUCAAUCGUUCCUAGGAUUCAGAAGUGGAGUGCUCAGAAAAGACUCAGUUUUACUUAGAUAACCCAAAGAAUAGAGAAUCAAGAAUCAUGUAACUAAAACCCAGUUACGUCACACAAUCACACACAUUUACAGGACCAAGAGCAGCAACUUGAAGCAACUGGAUAAGAUAUCCGUUACAAUGCGCAAUGAGAUAGGCGCGUCCUUCUGGAGUGAAUAAUAAUCUUAGUAGCCCGGUUUACUACUUCUUUUUUUAAUUAAAGAAAAUAUACACUUUUAAACAUUUGUACCCCAACAAAACCUCAACCGCUGUCUCGCGGUAUGAAAUGGAAAAAAGACGGUUAGCAGGUAUCGCGAUGCCGCCGUUUCACUGGUGAGCAUCAUGAAGUCUGAGAAAGAUGGGAUUCUGCGAGGUAGAGAGAAGCGGGCUGUCGAAAUCCAGUUUAAGAACCAACAGAGGGAGCAGGACCACGGGAAUAGGUUAAAAGAAGAAAAACGAGAAAUGCUUACCAAGGUUGUUAUUCGUCGACUUCCUCCUAGUCUAACAAGAGAACAACUUGAGGAACAGCUCCAUCCUCUGCCUGCUCAUGACUAUUUUGAAUUUUUCUCUGCUGAUGCCAGCCUCUAUCCACACUUGUUCUCCAGAGCAUAUAUUAAUUUUAAAAAUCCUGAUGACAUAAUUCUUAUUCGAGACCGGUUUGAUGGAUACGUCUUUAUUGACAAUAAAGGGCAGGAAUUCCCUGCUGUUGUAGAGUUUGCACCAUUCCAAAAGAUUUCUAAAAAGAAACUGAAGAAAAAGGAUGCCAAAAUUGGCAGCAUUGAGGAAGAUCUUGAAUACAAAAAAUUUAUGGAAAGCUAUUGUGCUGAUGAGGAAAAGAUCAGUGCUAACCCCGAAAACCUUUUAGGAGAGAUGGAUGCCAAAACUAGAGAACUCAUUGCCAGAAAAACUACCCCACUUCUGGAAUACAUUAAAAACCGAAAACUGGAAAAGCAGCGAAUGCGUGAAGAGAAAAGGGAAGAACGCAGAAGAAGAGAAUUAGAGAAGAAACGUCAAAGAGAUGAAGAAAAAAGAAAACGCAGAGAAGAAGAAAGACGUAAAAGAAAAGAAACAGAGAAGCAAAAGAAAAUAUCUGAAAAAGAAAUAAAGAUCAAGCUUCUCAGAAAGCCUGAAAAGGAAGAUGGGCAAAACUCAGAGAUACAGAAAGAACAGGGAGAGGAAGCUGAGAAUGAAGAUGAAAAGUGGGAUACAAAUACAGGUUCACUCAGCACAAAAUCAAAAUGUGAAAAUACAGUCAAGGAAAGUAAAGAGAAGUCUGAAAAUGAAAGUGAUAAAGAGCAAAGAGAGCAGGAGCGAAAAUUCCGGGACAAAGAAUAUGAAAGAAUAAGAUUCCGUGUGGAUGAAAACAGAAAACCAAGAGCCCACUAUGAGUUUGACAAGUCUAUCAGGCGAAAAGAUGAUGAUGUUAAAUGGGGGAGAGCAUUUAGCCAGGACAGAGGAAAGAAGGGAAGCCACAACUGCGUUUUCUCUUCUGAGAGCAUAGAUAAACCGGGUAAAGAGAUCAAGAAUGAUGACAUGGCAUCUAAAAAGGAGCACAUAAGAAAUAAGGAUCGCCCAGCCAUGCAGCUCUACCAGCCUGGAGUACGUAACCGAACAUGCGUGGGAUCUGUAAAUAAAAUGUUUGAAUGUGGCAGCAGAUCUCCUAAGGAAAACUGCGACAUGAAAUAUGAAGCAAAUACAUCAACAAUACCAAAUUCAGAGAAAGCCGAAGAAUGAGAGCAGAAACAGUGUUUGGACUUCUAAAGGACAUUGUUUUAUAGAGCUGUGAUUGGAUAUUGUAUAAUUAUUACUGGAAUACCACAGAAGUACUCUAAAGUUCAUACCAGGCAUUUAAGACAGAGAUAUACCAUUUAUGCCCAUCAGUAAGUGGUUGAGCCAUUUACCUAGGAAGAAAAAGCAAGUUCAGAGAUACAGCUGUGCAGUCGUUCCUAGUAUUUCUGUUUCUGUAAAUGAGCUGUUUUCAGCAUUGAACUAUUUAAAUUAAAAACAAAUGAUUUGUUACUGUUUGCAGA